Meleagris gallopavo (turkey) is the source of this 911-nucleotide messenger RNA. The record is from RefSeq and is a predicted model, not a curated record. Lineage: Eukaryota; Metazoa; Chordata; Aves; Galliformes; Phasianidae.
AUCAUGCAAUUAUUUAAAGGUCAAGUACAAAGAGAAUUAUGAGAAAUCUAAAGGCAAAUCAAUGCUUGAGUUUGUGGAUACACCAAUGUACCAAGUUUCAAAGGAUGUUCAAAAGAUGCAGAGUGAGAAAAUAUAUCGCAAAGAUUUUGAGGAAAGUCUUAAGGGAAGGCCCUCUCUGGAUUUAGACAAGACCCCAGAGUUCUUGCAUAUAAAGCAAGUCACUAAUCUUCUGAAGGAGAAAGAGUAUAGAAAAGAUUUGGAAGAAUGGAUGAAAGGAAAAGGAAUGACAGUGUUUGAAGAUACGCCAGAUUUGAUUAGAGUUAAAAACGCGGCUCAAAUACUAAAUGAGAAGCAAUACAAGAAAGAUCUGGAAACUGAAAUUAAAGGGAAGGGCAUGCAAGUUGGUCCAGAUACUCCUGAGAUAAGACGAGCCAAGAAAGCUUCUGAAAUUGCAAGCACUAAAGAAUAUAAGAAAGACUUGGAGAAUGAAAUUAAAGGAAAGGGAAUGGAAGUGGGCAUGGAUACUCCUGAUAUACAACGAGCAAAGAAAGCUUCUGAAAUUGUAAGCCAGAAAGAAUAUAGAAAAGAUCUGGAGACUGAAAUUAUAGGAAAAGGGAUGCAAGUUGGUCCAUUUACUCCUGAAAUACAACGGGUCAAAAGGGCUUCAGAAAUAGCAAGCCAGAAAAUGUACAAAGAUGAAGCAGAGAAGAUGCUCUGUAACUAUUCUGCUGUCCCAGACACUCCAGAGAUGGAGAGGAUAAAAAGUACUCAGAAAAACAUCAGUUCAGUGAGUAAUAGUGCUUCUCUCUUGCACAUUUUCAGAUAUUUUCUGCUUAAAUAGUGUCCCUUGUGCCUUAGCAUGAAAUAGAGGACUUAUGAGUAAAUGUCCUUCGAACUAUUUGCAAUAUUUU